AAUGAAGUUGCGUGAAACCUCGUAGAUUCGCCAACGUCCACGUUGCACAAACAGUUUCUUCGCAGUCAAUCGAAAUAACACGAGUUAUCAACAGUGUCAUUUGUGUCAAUAUUUCUGUGAAUUAGUUCAAGCAAUCCGAAAAUAUGGAAAUCUUUAGGAAAUUCCUUACAAUUUUGGCUGUAAUAUCAGUUUGCAUCGCCCUGUCCUCUGCUAAAAAUGAAACUGCAAGUACCACAACCGCGACCACGACCACUGCUGCCCCCAGUUCCACAACUAAAGUUUCGCACCGUCCCGUCAAAGAAGAGGGGUGUUAUUGGACGCUUUGCAAAAGUCCGUUGACCUAUGACCUAAAGUGUCCUCCAGAGACGGAGGAGCAAAAUGAGAACGACGAGAUGCCGUGUGAAGGAAUCUUCCUCAGUUAUCAGUGUUGCCCCCGGAAGGACGUGGUAACAAAGCCUCCGACCCCGCCUGUGGUCGGUGAGGACAAAGUUAUCCCUCAAGGCGUUUAAGUUUCAAUUGUUCAAAAGUACUUUUAAAUCGUAUGAACUGAAAAAUAAUAAAUUUAGUAAAUUAUGUAUGUCAUCUUAGAUAUGAAUUUGACUGAAUUAUGUUCAAAGUAAAAAUACCAUUUUUUAGACAACAUUGUGAAAUAAAUAUCAUUUUAUUACUGA
Molecule: messenger RNA, 671 nt
Organism: Folsomia candida
Lineage: Eukaryota; Metazoa; Arthropoda; Collembola; Entomobryomorpha; Isotomidae
Exons: 2
Coding region: 144-509 (121 amino acids)
Source: RefSeq, a predicted model, not a curated record